Messenger RNA from Zea mays, 1369 nucleotides. RefSeq names its product putative RING zinc finger domain superfamily protein. The coding region runs from base 124 to 1110 and encodes 328 amino acids. The transcript is spliced from 3 exons. The record is from RefSeq and is marked provisional. NCBI's taxonomy places the organism in Eukaryota, Viridiplantae, Streptophyta, Magnoliopsida, Poales, Poaceae. Gene Ontology annotation, molecular function: ubiquitin-protein transferase activity.
CCCACUCCCACGUCUGUCCGCGCGCGGUGUGGUCACACUACUACGGCACCGCCCAACGCCAUACUUGCCUUCUCCAUCCUCCUGCGGUCCCGCCGUCCUCUCUUCUAGUCCAGGCCACUUCUCAUGGCUGUGCACACGCAGUACUUGUCCCAUGCCUUCCCCUACGACCACAGCACCAUCAGGCCGGCGCUGGAUAACGCAAGGAACGCGUCCGUUUUCAUCAGCUCGGCGGUGGUCACCCGCUCGCGGCCAAACUCAGUGCUCAGCGACCUCACCGGCAACAACAACAACAGCAACGGUUGCUUCUUACCGAGGAAGCGCGCGCGGGUUGGCGACUUGGCCGGCGCGACCUUGAACUUGGACAUGCAAGGUCAACGCGCUCUGCUGCCGCUAGUGUCGGCGCCGGUGCCGCUGCCGCUGCCCGCGGGGGACGUGCAGAACAGGUUGCUCUGCUCUGCCUCCGCGUCUACCAGUGGGCACCCGACGCCCAGCGUCGCGCCGGUGUCGCAGGGCCUCCUGUCGCACCUCUACCGCCACGGCGUCGAGAUUGACGCGCUAGUCCGCAUCGAGAAGGAGAGGCUGCGAGCGGGGCUGCAGGAGGCGCGACGCCGGCACUUCCGGACGGUGGUGCUGGCGGCGGAACGUGCGGCGGCUCGGCGCCUGCGGGCAGCCGAGGCCGAACUGGAGCGCGCCAUGCUGCGCAACGUGGCGCUCGAGGAGACGCUCCGGCACACUGGAGCCGAGGGCCAGGCGUGGCAGGACAUCGCUAGGCGCCACGAGGGUGUCGCGGCGGGCCUACGCGCCACGCUGGACAACCUCACGCAGAUGCAGUCGCCAUGCGCCGGCGCAGAGGCUGCAGGCGCGGCUGCCGACGGCGACGCCGAGGACGCACAGUCGUGCUGCUUCGAGUUGGAGCAGGAACAGGGCGAGGGCGCCGAGGCGUACGGCGGGCGGGCGAGGGCGUGCAGGUCGUGCGGCCAGGCAGAGGCAUGCGUGCUGCUCCUGCCAUGCCGGCACCUAUGCCUGUGCCGCGGGUGCGAGGCGGGCGUCUGGGCGUGCCCCGUGUGCGCGGUCACCAAGAAUGCCUCGCUCCACGUCCUCCUGAACUGACAUGACAACAUGUGGCGUGGCAAUGCCAACACAUGAGUAAUGGGUUCGACCGACCCAUGGAACUCCUGUCUUAAGCCUAUCUCCAGCACAUCAGUUUAUCCAUACUAAUACAUAUAUUUUGAUAUUUAAACUACACUAUACGAAUAGUACAUCGUAUAGUACAAUCUACUGUGCAGAACAGUGCAAAAUAAUACUUUUAUGUAAACUUUGAGUAAACUGUUGCAGACGGCCUAAGACCGUCCAGAGAGUCGGUCAUCGG